This is a messenger RNA of Anas platyrhynchos (mallard), 874 nucleotides long. NCBI's taxonomy places the organism in Eukaryota, Metazoa, Chordata, Aves, Anseriformes, Anatidae. The record is from RefSeq and is a predicted model, not a curated record.
GCGGGAGGCGGGAGGGCGGCAGCGGCGCCAUGGCUCGCAACGCGGAGAAGGCCAUGACGGCCUUGGCGAGGUUUCGUCAAGCUCAGCUUGAGGAAGGAAAAGUUAAGGAGCGAAGACCUUUCCUUGCAUCAGAGUGUAAUGAAUUGCCUAAAGCUGAGAAAUGGAGGCGACAGAUCAUUGGUGAAAUUUCCAAGAAAGUGGCACAGAUUCAAAAUGCUGGAUUGGGCGAGUUCAGAAUUCGGGACCUGAACGAUGAAAUAAACAAACUUCUGAGGGAAAAAGGACACUGGGAAGUCAGAAUAAGGGAGCUAGGAGGUCCUGAUUAUGCUAGGAUUGGACCAAAAAUGUUAGAUCAUGAAGGGAAAGAAGUUCCAGGAAACAGAGGUUACAAAUACUUUGGAGCUGCAAAGGAUUUACCAGGAGUUAGAGAGCUUUUUGAAAAGGAGCCCCUUCCGCCACCCCGAAAAACUCGAGCUGAGCUUAUGAAAUCCAUUGAUGCUGAAUACUAUGGCUACAGAGAUGAAGAUGACGGUAUUCUGGAGCCACUGGAACAAGAACACGAAAAGAAAGUUAUAGCAGAAGCAGUGGAAAAAUGGAAAAUGGAGAGAGAGGCACGACUUGCAAGAGGUGAUGAGGAGGAGGAGGAGGAAGAAAAUAUCUAUGCUGUUAAUGAAGAUGAGUCUGAUGAGGAAGGUGGCAAGGAAAAAGAUGGUGAAGAAGGCCAACAGAAAUUUAUUGCACAUGUCCCAGUGCCAACUCAGCAGGAGAUUGAGGAAGCUCUUGUACCGAAAAAGAUGGAGCUUCUUCAGAAGUAUGCUAGUGAAACUCUCAUGGCACAGAGUGAAGAAGCAAAAAGACUUUUAGGAUUAUAAUG